This is a messenger RNA of Chrysemys picta bellii (western painted turtle), 2023 nucleotides long. It is a transcript of the gene ANKRD1, whose product is annotated as ankyrin repeat domain 1. Gene Ontology annotation, molecular function: protein binding. The record is from RefSeq and is a predicted model, not a curated record. NCBI's taxonomy places the organism in Eukaryota, Metazoa, Chordata, Testudines, Emydidae.
ACCCCCACCCUAUCCUGACCCCGACACUAGGUCUGGCUAGUUAACACAUGUGGAAUGAGAAUGCACCUACCUCUGAGUUGGCAGCGUUAGGGAUGUACUUGGAUUCCCAGGUUGGAAGAUUAUCUCACUCAGUCUAAGUUCUCCCAAAGAUAUAUAAGCUAAGCUAUCGUGGUGAGUCUCAGCAGAGCUGACCUGAGCACUAGGGGAUUUCAGUCAUAAAGGAAUACAACUUACAACCAUUGGCAAACAUGAUGAUGCUGAAAGUAGAGGAGCUGGUGACAGGGAAGAAGAGUGACAAUAAAGAGACUGGAGAUUUCCUUCCUGAGGACUUCAAAAAUGGAGAGUACGAAACUGCUGUAAGAUUAGAGAAACAAGAAGACCUGAAAACACUCCCUGAACACUCCCUGACCCGAGGAAACCUGACCCAUGAAAAGGAGAAAAAGCUACAGGCAGAGAUCAAGAAGAAAAAGCUAGAGGAGAGACCAAAACUUGAAAACUUGCAAGAUCUUGAAAAAAUUAUUCAGCUGAAGAAAAGGAAAAAAUGCACAAAAGUGAAAGUACCCGUUUUAAAGGCACCUGAACCAGAAGUUAUUACAGGACCAGUGGAUGUACCUAAAUUUUUAAAAGCUGCACUGGAGAAUAAAUUGCCAGUAAUUGAAAAAUACCUGUCAGACAAAGGGGAUCCAGAUGCUUGUGAUAAGUAUCAACGCACUGCAUUGCACAGGGCAUGCUCAGAAGGCCAUCUGAUGCUGGUGGAAAAGUUAGUGGAAGCUGGAGCCCAACUUGAGUUCCAAGAUAUGCUUGAAUCUACUGCUCUUCACUGGGCGUGUCGUGGGGGAAGCCUGGAAGUUCUGAAAUUCCUGCUCAACAAAGGAAUAAACAGAAAUGCCAGAGACAAGUUGCUCAGUACACCUUUGCAUGUAGCUGUAAGGACGGGUCAGUAUGAAUGUGCCGAGCACCUCAUUGCCUGUGAAGCAGACCUCAAUGCCAAAGACAGAGAAGGAGACACCCCACUUCAUGAUGCAGUGAGGCUGAAUCGUUAUAAAAUGAUUAGACUCCUGAUUAUGUAUGGAGCAAAUCUACAUAUAAAGAACCGUGAAGAGAAAACCCCUAUGGAUCUUGUUCUUCAGUGGCAGAAUGGCACCAAAGAGAUAUUCAACAGCCUUAAAGAGAACUCCCACAAGAACUCCCAUAUAAACACAUUCUGAAGAGAGAAAAAUUACUUGCCUAGAGAAAUGUAGUUUUCUCUUCAGCAGUUUAAAGGCACCAACCAACCUCAAGAAAAAUUGCACUGAACAUGCUAUUUUUACUGAAGAAAAAAUUUGUAUCCUAUUGGAUUAUUUGUAGCUGCCUUUGUUGGAAUACUCUAGAACAAAGAUUCAGAAAUAUUUAAAGACAGUUUGUGUUAAAAUUCCAUUGAUUUAAAGUUGCUUUAUUUAUUUUAUUUUGUUAGUGGUUCAAAUGAUUAUCAUUGUUGAUCUUUGUCAACAAGUCAUGUUACCGUUGUUUUUAUACAGAGCGCUACAGUUACUACUGUGGUAACCUGAAUCAGUCAGCAAUAUUAGCACCCUCCCCGCCCUUAUCUUAGUCAGCAGUCCAGGUGUACUCCUAUCAAGCCUUUCAAUAGACCUAAUUAGCUAACAUGUCAUUGUUGCCGUCUCUGUUAACUCUUAGUAUUAGAGUACGCUGGUAAAAAUGAGUGGCAAUAUGUGGAAGACCGUAGAAAGCAAUGGAAGGUUUACUAAGAUGCCAAGUGGAAUUAAAGGAACAGUUCAGUAAUUGGACUUGUGUUGUUUAGCCAUUGAUAAAGAAGCCCAAGUCUAAUAUGAAGUAAUUGUUUGGUUGCUGGGUCAAACAAUGUUCUGAAGGUAAGAGGACGAUAGUGAAGGAACAUGCACCUCUGACAAGCUGGUAUACACUGAUUUAAGGAAAGAGAGAUGUAUAUUUGUAAAUGUGUACUGCUUUUUAUGUACAUUUUGUAUUGAUCUUAUUUAAAAUUUAAUAAACUGUGUGGUUCUUUUUA